UCUGCAAGCCUCCCCUGAAUGAGUCAUCCAGCUGGCUUCUUAUUGGACAAGACCAUGCCAUCCCAAGGGAUUGCCUUGCAGAGGCAGAAAGGCCUUACUUCCAUUCACAGAAACCCUGGUUUGCCUGCCCGCUAUUUCAUUCACAUAAAAGACUAAAUAUCGCAUGUGGGUUUUUUUUCUAGCCCUUGGCUGCUUUUUUCUGUUUCUCUGUUGCCUCUUCUUGUGAUUUACAAGGAGCUGCCUCCUCAUCUCUGCCUUUAUGUUUGCCUUUGUUUCUAAGGAGAAAAGGCAGACGUGCUGUUUUUUUUUCCUUCUCUCUUGCCAGCUAGGAAAGCGAGAUAUUGGGGAGGACUGCAGUGCGAAAUCUGCGGCACAUUGAGAGCGGAAGCUGCUUAUGAAUGAGUGUCUGUGUGUCAGCUUUGCUAGAUAGUCCUGAGGACAUUUUAUACAGAUUCAUGCUUUCUGCUGACUGGGGGAGACAUUGAUGCUGCGCUGCUGCUCUUAAGGGCUGUUUGUUUGAUCAUUGGCGUAUCCACCUGAGAAAAAUGUCAGUGUCUGUUUUGUUUCUCUUUUUUUAUUUGUUUCUUUAAUUCAUGUCGUUCAGCCGGAACCAGUCGCUGGGCAUUUUUCUGAAUCUGUGUCUGCUUUCUCGACGUCAAACGUUUACUUUUUUUGUAAGUCUUGUUUCCUUUGCAGAUAUUUGAACAUUUCGGCCAUGUUUUAAGGUAAAUUUAUUAUAGAUUUUUUUUUUCACUUUGUAAAUUUAUCAAAAAUUGGUUUUCUUGACUGCGGUUGAACAUAACACAGUACAUACAGUAGUUGUAGGUUUUUGCUUGCGCAAAGCUGCUGUCUUAGGAUGAUGUCUGCUUGAAUUGUGCUGCUGUUACGAAAUAAACAGAGCGAUAUAUUAGGAUAUAGUUCCAGUCAUGCAAACCUACUGCAGCAUUUUUUCUUUUUCAUUGCGUAUUUAUUCAAAAGUAUUUUUAAGCCUUUAUUAAAAGUUGUUAAUAUUUGUGAUUCGUUAAUGGUGUAAUAGCCGUUGAUAUUUUUCUCUAAUUUCCUGCUGUUUUAUGAUCUGACUUAAUGCACAUUUUAUUUUUAGUAAUUUUUGAUAGCUAAGAUCAUUAAGCCCCCCAUGUUAAUUUACUAUCCUCUGAGAAGCAAAUAAAGGAAGCGAGGAGUCGCAGGGAAUAAAUAUCAGUCUAGGGAAUUUAAAAACUGAUUGGUUCUGGUGUGCUGUUAGUGGGAGUUAUUUUUUCCUCUCCCUCCAACAGGAAGUGAUUUGCAGUGUUCAGCAAGCCUUUUGUUGAGAAGGUUUUCUCAGAUCAGUGAGUCAUGCUUCAGCUCUGAGUCGGCAUUCGGGCAGCAGCCAGCAAAGAGAAUUUGCUCUUUCCUUGCAGCGUCCGUGAUCAUCAGCGACAAACCUCUUUUUUUGUUGUUGUUCUUGUUCCUUCAGUUUUUGGGAUUUCCCCCCCCACCCCGAGGUAAGCUGCCUUAAGAAGGAAAAGCAGCAGCAUUGCAGCUUGAAAAGCUGCACCCCAAAAACUGGCGAGGUUCUCAUCCUCGACUUCUUCUGCUACAUUGUUGUGUUUCUACAGAUUUUGUCUGCAACGGCUUGGAUUUCUGCUCUGGAUUUUAUUGAGAGACGAUUGGACUCUAGCGACAGCGGCAACCACACCAGCUCUGCACACCGAACAGCCCCUGAGAGGGUUAUCAACGCGGUUCGGCCACGUCUGCCUGCACGCGUGUGAAGGGGGCAGGCUGCGUGUGCGUGUUGGUUGGUUGGUGGAGAGAAGAGGAGCGAGCUAUUGAGAGAAGGGUAUGCUUCACCGUACCAAAUACAACCGUUUCAGGAAUGAGUCAGUAACAUCCGUCGAUGAGCUUCUCCACGGCCUGUCCAUGAACCCCAAGGUCUCGGCCUCCUCCCAGUCUGCAGCCGAGACGUCCUACACACCCCCGACUGAGGUCCAGCCCUCCUCCAUCGCUGCCGCUCCUUCUAGCACCACACCCAGCCACGGCUCAGAGCACCUGGAGGAUGGAGGCACCACCCUCUGCACCCUCAUCAACAAGGUCUCCGGCCUGAAAUUCAGCAACUCGGGCAGCCUGCUCGGCAUCAAGGGUCUACCCUCGGCCGUCAAGGACCUGGCCGUGUCCAAGCUGCAGGGGGGUGGGGGCGCGGGCUCGAGCCCCAGCAGCGUGGCGCCAGCUGCAGCAGCAGCAGCAGCAACAGCCGUCUCUGGUGUGGGAGGGUCUCAGUGCAGCUCCCAUUUGACCCCCUGCACUCAGCUGGAGACAGCUGUCAGCAUGAGCAAGAAAAGCAGACUGGAUGAUCUCCAGCCUAGAGGAGAGGAUUGGAAUCCAGGUGGGGUUGGCGGGCUGGUGAGCAAACCCUCCAGAGGAUGGCUGCACUCGAACGAGAAGAUAUCCGGCCCAGGAGUCACAUACGUUGUAAAGUAUCUGGGCUGCAUAGAAGUCCUGCGGUCGAUGAGAUCCCUGGAUUUUACCACAAGGUCACAAAUAACAAGGGAAGCUAUCAGCCUGGUGUGUGAAGCUGUUCCUGGGACCAAAGGAGCGCCGCGGAAGAGAAAGCCACCAUCCAAAGCUCUGUCCAGCAUUUUGGGCAAGAGUAAUCUCCAGUUUGCUGGCAUGUCCAUCAACCUGAAUAUCUCCACCAGUAGCCUCAACCUGAUGACCCCCGACUGCAAGCAGAUCAUUGCCAACCAUCACAUGCAGUCUAUCUCCUUUGCAUCAGGUGGAGACCCUGACACAACUGAUUACGUCGCCUAUGUAGCAAAGGACCCUGUCAACAGAAGAGCGUGUCACAUCCUGGAGUGCUCUGACGGGCUCGCUCAGGAUGUUAUCAGCACCAUCGGCCAGGCGUUUGACCUUCGCUUCCAGCAGUACCUGCAGUGUCCCUCGAGCAAGAUGUCGUCAGUCCAUGACAGGCUUUUAAACAUGGAGGAGUUGGCAUGGACAGAGGAAGAAGAGGAGUCUACAGAACAUCCUUAUUAUAACAACAUACCGGGCAAAAUGCCACCCCCAGGAGGCUUUAUCGACACUCGACUGACAAAUCAGAAUGCAGCAUCAGAAGGAGGCCAGGCGGGCCCGGACUCGGUGGAUCAGACAUACUACCAGGGGCGGCAUUGUGACAAUUGGGCUGAUGAGAGGAAAGCCGUCUUCCUGCAGCAGGGAUCUUUUGAUAUCAGCAGUCUGCCAGAGAAUAAAGGCCAGGCACCAAAAUCAGCAGAGAUGCCCAUGUAUGUCAACACGCAGCAGAUUGAUGCCCAGGUGCUUGCAGCCAUCCAGGCAGAAGCAGAAAAUGCCACAAAAGCCACGGGAGAUGCAGGCAAAGAGAGCCCCCAGAAGGACCUGUUUGACAUGAAGCCCUUUGAGGAAGCCAUUCAGUCCCAGUCUCAGCCACUGACCCAGGGCCAGUCACAGAGCCAGGUGUCCAACCUUCAGAAGGCAGCAUCUGUGGACAACUCCAGCCCCCUCCUCGUGCGUUCUUUGGCCUUCCGUGCGCAGGAGGAGCUGGAAGGCCAGAUGUGGUACCACGGCAAAAUGAGCCGGCGCGAUGCUGAAAAACUGCUCAAAAACAACGGGGACUUUCUCGUCCGCACAAGCACUACCAACCCAGGGUCCUACGUUCUGACUGGCAUGCACAACGGACUUGCGAAACACUUACUGCUGGUGGACCCUGAGGGCACGGUACGGACAAAAGAUCAUAUAUUUGACAGCAUUAGCCACCUUAUUGGCCAUCACCGUGACAACAAUCUGCCAAUUGUCUCAGCUGGGAGUGAACUCUGUCUCCGUCAGCCCGUUGAGAGGAAAUUGUGAUGCUUGAAAGGCCUGAUGGGAAGCAGAGAGCCUUUAUUUGCUCUCUCAUCCUGGAACUGGAAGAUGCCUAAAAGAAGGCUCAAAGUGCUCAAAACUGACCAGCUUUACUGGAGUCAUUGGAGUACACAAGAUUUGUUAAGGAUAAAGGAAAACUAUUUAUAGAAUUGCUAUUAUUUUGUUGUGAUGACUGAAAUGCUAUAUUUUUGAGAAGAAAAAUUGGUGCAUUUGGACUAAAUAUCUUGAUUUGGUGUUUACAAAAAAAAAAAUACCCAAUAAAAUUGUCCUUGUAGUUUAGAUGAAGUGCAAAUAAAACCUCAAAGAGGCGAGAAGAAUAUUUUAAAAUAAAAUUCUAAACUUUCAGUUUUGUCUGUCAAGCACAACCAUAUUUCUACUGAAAUCGUCGACUCAGUGGUUGAAGAAUCAGAAAGGCUCUUUUAAAUAAUUUCUAAUAGAAAAAAAAAUGCCCUUAAACUGACCAUUAGUGUGACAUCCUAAUUUCUUAGUCUCCAUAUGAAAGCUACUUUUGUUGGAGAUUGGAACUGAAUGCGUUCUCACAGGAGCAAAUGGACACUUUUUCAUAUUGCUGUCAAUGGCUUUAGAGAUCAACCUUUUUUUU
Fundulus heteroclitus (mummichog) is the source of this 4453-nucleotide messenger RNA. RefSeq names its product SHC (Src homology 2 domain containing) transforming protein 3 (gene shc3). Gene Ontology annotation, biological process: cell surface receptor protein tyrosine kinase signaling pathway; intracellular signal transduction. Gene Ontology annotation, molecular function: receptor tyrosine kinase binding. The transcript is spliced from 13 exons. Lineage: Eukaryota; Metazoa; Chordata; Actinopteri; Cyprinodontiformes; Fundulidae. Gene Ontology annotation, cellular component: plasma membrane. Bases 1822 to 3837 code for a protein of 671 amino acids. The record is from RefSeq and is a predicted model, not a curated record.